This is a messenger RNA of Antechinus flavipes (yellow-footed antechinus), 4163 nucleotides long. Its product is annotated as stonustoxin subunit alpha-like. The coding region runs from base 1 to 2232 and encodes 743 amino acids. The transcript has 4 exons. NCBI's taxonomy places the organism in Eukaryota, Metazoa, Chordata, Mammalia, Dasyuromorphia, Dasyuridae. The record is from RefSeq and is a predicted model, not a curated record. Gene Ontology annotation, molecular function: protein binding.
AUGGCAGAGAAAGAAGCUCCCACCAGCCUUAUCUGGAAGAGCACACUGGAGAUCCCAGCCCUCGGUCGUCCCUUACAUCUGGGAACACUAUAUGAUUGUCGCUCGGAUACCCUCGUCCCUGGUGUCACUUUAUGGGACAAGGAGACUCUAGAGAGAAAUGUGGCAAUAGAAGAUCAAUACAAGACUGAGUUUGACAUCAUCACCUCUGACUCCAUGGAGGAAAAGACCAAUGCCAUGAACAUCACCGGAGAGCUGAAAGCAAGUGUCCUUGGGGGCCUGAUUGAAAUAGGAGGCUCUGGCAAAUAUUUAUGUGAUACCAAGACCUCCCAACAGCAAGCUCGGGUCACUCUCAAAUACAGUACGACUACCCAGUAUUCCCACCUAACAAUGAGCCACCUGGGAGAUGAGAAUAUUUCUUACCAUGACGUGUUUGAUAAUGGAACUGCCACCCACGUGGUCACUGCAGUGCUCUAUGGAGCCCAGGCUUUCUUUGUGUUUGAUCAGAAAGUUUCCUCCAAUAAAAAUGUCAAGGAAUCAGAAGGAAUGUUGAAAGCUGCUAUAACGAAGAUUCCCCUAGUAUCAGUACAAAUUGGGGCAGAGAUCAAAAUGGAAGAGACAGACAUAAGAUCAACUAAAGGGUUCAGCUGUAAAUUUUAUGGGGAUUUUGUUCUUGAGACCAAUCCAGUGACUUAUGAAGAAGCAGUAAAAGUCUAUGCCUCCCUUCCUAAGCUGCUUAGGGACCGUGGGGUGCCCGUCAAAGUCUGGUUGUAUCCUCUGGGGAAACUGAGCUGCAAGGCUGCCAGGCUGGUUCGAGGGAUCAGCAUGAACUUGGUAUGGGAAGCCCAGGACACUCUGGAGAAGUUAUCUGAGUGUGACAUGAGGUGCAAUGACAUGCUGGAGGCACCAGAUCUCUCAGUCUUUUCUGCAACCAAGGAAAAGAUCAGGCUAUUCCAGGAGUUCAAUAGGCUGCACAGACAGCUUUUACAAAAGGAAAUAGCCAAGGUACUACCCCUGAUCCGGGCGGGCAGAGCAGAGUUAGAUGAGCUAACCAGUAUUUUAUCUAGGGAAAGCCAGUCCCCAUUCAGCACCAGGAGACUCUCAGAAUUUCUAGCCGAGAAGGUCUUUGAGAUGAAGGUGAUAAAGUCCUACCUCACCUUUCUGAAGGAGGUGCAGGUCGUAGCUGAUCAGAAUGAGUUGGACAGUGUGGUAUUAGGCUCUCCCCACAGAUUUGUCCUGGUGUUUGCAUUCACCUCCUUGCAGGAGGAAUCCUACUUAGCAGAUUGGAAACAGUGGCUUCGGGAUCCAGCAUCAUUCACUCCUGACUGUGAGCAAAAGCCAUAUUUCUCUUGGGUCAAGGACACAGAGACAAGGAGAAAAGCCAUACAAUUGGCAGAAUCCUUUUCAGCAUUUGCCAGGGCCAAUCAUUCCACUGAGAAGACUCGGUUCAUUGUGGCAUCUGCCCCAGCCCAGGAGAAGCAGGGGGUCUCCAUUUAUCUCUAUAAAAAGGGACUGCAGGUCAGCUCCAACUUUGAACUUCCAGUCAGACCUCCUCCUCCCCAGAUAGCUAAGAUCACAGAAGACAGUGUUGAGCUCACACUAACCCCAUCAUGUGAGAGCAAGGAGAUCACUGGCUAUCAAGUAGAGUACCAGGUUGUAGGGGAAGAGGAUUGGACUGUCAUCCCUGUGUCUGGAAAGCCAGAGGUCCUAAAAGUGAAUGGCCUUCAGCCUUGCACAGAUUAUGUGUUUAGAUUUACAGGGGUUUGUGAUGUGGGACUCACUGAGAGCAGUGAUAUGAGCAUUGCUGUGAAGACACUUCCCUCACCCUGCCCUCCUGGGAAGCCAAAGGUUUUCAUUGCAGGAGCAGAUUAUGUAAUCCUAGUCUGGCAGUGGCCAGAUUUUUGUGGAGUACAUGACAAGAUCAAGGAAUAUAUAAUAGAGUAUAAAGAAGAAGCUGAGGCUGUGGAUGAAGAGGGGAAAGGAAAAUGGUAUGAACACAGAACAGGAUAUAAUGUGAAUUUUUGGGACAUUCAUGGAUUGACUCCUGGGACCGUAUACAGGUUCCAAGUUUCUGCUGUGUAUGAUGGUGGCUGGAUUAGUCAGUGCAGUGAAAAGAGUGACCCAGUGAGAACCCUCUCAACCACAAAUGAAGCUUCAGCCAUAGGUGAUGUUCUCCAUCUGAUAUUCACUUUAUUAUACCAACCGUUCAAAUCACAGCAGAGGAGGGAGACUUAAAGGAGCCAGAACUUUAUUUUAUUCUUAACCAUCAUUUUUCCAAUCAGAUCCUAAGCAAGUGUUUGAGGAGGAAGAAAGAAAUAAAAUAAAAUCCCCACGGAUUUAAGUUUUCUUAAAAGAAGCAGAGAGAUGAGAGACAAGUUAUGUUGAUUUGAAGUUUUUAAAAUAAUGAUAUUUAAAAUUCUUGAUGCUUCAGGCCUUAAGGCCAAGGUUCAAGGCUAGUUCCAGCAGAGAAGGCCUCUUUUCCCUUUUAGAGUGAAUCCAACUCAGCCUGUGUUCCUCCCCUCAUACUAGAAUCACCUGUGUAGUGCAGGACUGGGAGGCUGAAUCUGGAAUCAGGACUAUCUGAUUUCAAAUUCACCCUCAAACAAUUCUUAGCUAUGUGACCCCAGACAAGUCAUUCUCUAUUGUCAGUUUCCUCAUCUGUCAAAUGGGGAUAAUAACAGCACCUACCUCCCAAAGGUGUUGUGAGGUCCAAAUGAGGUAAUAUUUUGUUAACAUUUUCUUAUUAUUAUUUAACUUUUUAAAUUCAUUUUUUAAUUUUAAGUUCCAAUUUUUUCCUUAUAUCAAUUAUACAUUUCAAGUGACACAAAUAAUACAUUCAUAUUAUCCAUGUCUCAACCAAAAAAAAAAAAAACAAACCCAAUCAGAAAAAGGAAAAAAAAAUUAGAAAAUGGAAAAAAACCAUAUACUUCUGUCUGUACUCAGAGUUCAUUAGUUCUUUCUCUAGAGAGAAUAUUAUUUUUUUCAUCAGGAGACCUUUGGAAUUGUCAUGGAUCAUUGAAUUGGUGAGAGUAACUAAGUCUUGUCACCAUUGAUCAGUAUUGCAAUUUUGAUGUUACUGCAGACAGUGUUCUUAUGAUGAGGUCCACUUAACUAUGCAUCAGUUCAGAUAAGUCUUCCCAAGUUUUUCUGAAACCAUUUUCCCUCCUCUUUUCAUGUAGUACAAUAGUAUUCUAUUGUAAUCAUAUAGCACAACUUCUUCAGCCAUUUCUUGAUUGAUGGUCACUUUCACAAUUUUGAAUACUUUGCCAGCACACACACAAACAUUCCUCCACCCCUGAAACAUUGCUAUAAAUGUUGUUUUAGACACAGGUCCUUUUUCUUUUUCUUUGAUUUCUUUUGGAUAUAGACAUAAUAGCUGUAUCCUUAUUCCAUAAGGGAUAUGGAAGUUUUAUAGCCCUUUGGAGAUACAUCCAAAUUGUUCUCCAGAAUGGUUGAACCAGUCCACAGAUCAUCAACAGUACAUUAGUGUAGUCUGUAUCCCAAGAAAAUCAUAAAGGAGGGAAAAGGACCUACAUGUGUGAAAAUAUUUGUAGCAGCUCUUUUUUUUUUUCUUGCUGGCAAAGAAUUGGAAAAUGAGUCAGCAAGAGUGUGUGGUGAUCAACUAUGAAAGAUUUGUUUCUUCUCAGUGGUUCAGUGAUGCCAGGCAAUCCCUCUUAUGUGCCAGAACUCUGAAUUUGAAACAAUAAUUCUUACAAGGUACUAAGUGGAAUUGAUGAGACAAUGGUUGUCUAGCUUAUCAUGAUGCUUAAUACUUCUCUUAAGUUCAAUAUGAUUGAUUGAAUCCUAUAACAAAUAAUGGUUUCCUAGUGAUAUGAUAGGUUUAUACUCAGUGUAGAACAUAUAAGCCAAGCUCUUGGAGCCAAGCAGAGAGAUUCAUUUUCACCUGCAGUCAUGCUCCUGGUGGCUCUCCUGACGGACUGUGAGAGCUCCGAUUCAGAGCUAGGGAAGACAAGUAGACUGGAGGCUGAAGCACAAGUCCUUGGACUCAGAUUCAUUCAUCCCAUCUCACACCCUGUGGUGGCAGACCUGUCCUCCUGCAUUUUCUCCACUGAAACGUAGACUCCAGAAGGCCUUUAAGAAAACUAACCGGGGCCCAGGAAAAGAGACAAUAUUUUGAAAGUGAUAAUAAAGGAUUUGGACUUUAA